AGCUGCCGGACAAACUCUGACUUAAAUGAGAGCGUGAUGAUGCAGAAACAUACCCCGAAAGAUAUCAACAUCACACUUUGCUCCAGCGAGAACAAAUUCCGCGUACCUGUGAGCCCGGUGACUUCUUCACUUACCUGUUACGGUGAUGAAUACCAGAACCUCCCUGAUCCGACCAGGCUUGCUGUGGGGAUGGGAGUGGGGCAGGUGCUGCUUCUGCUGUCGGCUGCCUGUGUGGUGGUACCGGCGAAGGACUUGUUGCUGAACAUCUGUAUGGACGCCAAACACCACAAAACGGAGCCUGGCCCAGAAGGGACGCUGUAUGGCCAGUGUUCUCCCUGGAAGGACAAUGCCUGCUGCACAGCCAACACCAGUUCAGAAGCCCACAAGGACCAAUCCAACCUGUACAACUUCAACUGGAACCAUUGUGGGCUGAUGCCAUCCAAGUGCAAACGCCACUUCAUCCAGGACACGUGCUUGUAUGAAUGUUCACCCAACCUGGGGCCCUGGAUUGACCAGGUUGACAGCAGCUGGCGUCGGGAGAGGGUUCUUCAUGUGCCACUCUGCAAAGAGGACUGCGAGGAGUGGUGGGAGGACUGCAAGGACUCUCUCACAUGCAAGGAGAACUGGCACAAGGGCUGGAACUGGGCAACAGGAACGAACCGCUGUCCUUGGGGCUCCAUGUGCAGACCCUUCAGCCACGUCUUCCCCCGACCAAAAGACCUGUGUGAGAAAAUCUGGUCCAACUCCUACAAAUACACCACAGAGCGCCGGGGCAGCGGGCGCUGCAUCCAGAUGUGGUUUGACCCUGCCCAGGGAAACCCCAACGUGGUUGUGGCCAAGUACUACGCUUGGAAAAAGAGAUCCUCUGCUGCUUGGACUGAGAAUGUGACUCCAGAGACAGACAAAGCUGUGUGUGCUCUGCCAUGGCCUGUCCUAGUCCUGCUGCCUCUGGCUCUUGUGGUGGUCUCUGAGGGAGCUUGGGGCUGUGGAUCCCAUGGAUGGGGGUUCCUGUGA
Messenger RNA from Antrostomus carolinensis (chuck-will's-widow), 1014 nucleotides. Its product is annotated as folate receptor alpha. Gene Ontology annotation, cellular component: external side of plasma membrane. The record is from RefSeq and is a predicted model, not a curated record. The annotation marks the transcript as partial. Gene Ontology annotation, molecular function: signaling receptor activity. NCBI's taxonomy places the organism in Eukaryota, Metazoa, Chordata, Aves, Caprimulgiformes, Caprimulgidae. The transcript is spliced from 5 exons.